Molecule: messenger RNA, 1943 nt
Organism: Brassica rapa (field mustard)
Lineage: Eukaryota; Viridiplantae; Streptophyta; Magnoliopsida; Brassicales; Brassicaceae
Product: lysophospholipid acyltransferase LPEAT2
Biological process (GO): phospholipid metabolic process
Molecular function (GO): lysophosphatidylethanolamine acyltransferase activity; calcium ion binding
Source: RefSeq, a predicted model, not a curated record
AUGUCGGAUCCCGAUUUAUCGUCUCCGCUGAUCCAGCGUCAACCAGAGGUCGUCAUCUCAAUCCACGACAACGGAGAAGAAGACUAUAAUCAUCCCUCCGCUGGUCAACAAAACCAACCUCCACGUGUUCCACGUCAUGACCAUCUCAACCCUCCUUUCGGCUUCCUCAGCGACGCCGAGCCUCCUCCGACGACGGUGGAUCCGUUCCGGAACGAUACGCCGGGAGUCAGCGGACUGUACGAGGCGAUAAAGAUCGUGAUUUGCCUCCCGAUAGCGUUGCUUAGACUUGUUAUAUUUGGAGCUAGCUUGGCUGUUGGUUACGUGGCGACGAAGCUGGCGCUUGCUGGGUGGAAAGAUAAGCAUAAUCCUAUGCCUCGUUGGAGGUGUAGGAUCAUGUGGGUUACUCGGAUCUGUACAAGAUGUAUCCUCUUCUCCUUUGGUUAUCAUUGGAUACGACGGAAAGGGAAACCUGCUCGGAGAGAUAUUGCUCCCAUCGUUGUAUCAAACCAUGUUUCUUUCAUUGAACCAAUCUUCUUCUUCUAUGAGCUAUCACCCACCAUUGUUGCAUCGGAGUCGCAUGAUUCACUUCCUUUUGUUGGAACCAUCAUCAGGGCAAUGCAGGUGAUAUAUGUUAAUAGAUUCUCACAAGAAUCAAGGAAGAACGCUGUGCAUGAAAUAAAGAGAAAAGCCUCCUCCGAUAGAUUCCCCCGUCUGCUGCUAUUCCCUGAAGGAACCACUACCAAUGGGAAAGUUCUUAUCUCCUUCCAGCUCGGCGCUUUCAUCCCAGGCUACCCUAUUCAACCUGUAGUUGUCCGGUAUCCCCAUGUACAUUUUGAUCAAUCCUGGGGGAAUAUUUCUUUGUUGAUGCUCAUGUUUAGAAUGUUCACUCAAUUUCACAACUUCAUGGAGGUUGAAUACCUUCCAGUAAUCUAUCCCAGUGACACUCAGAAACAGAAUGCUGUGCGUCUCUCACAGAAGACCAGUCAUGCGAUUGCAACAUCUUUGAACGUGGUCCAAACAUCUCAUUCUUAUGGGGACCUCAUGCUAUUGAACAGAGCAACUGAGUUAAAGCUGGAAAACCCCUCAAAUUACAUGGUUGAAAUGGCCAAGGUUGCAUCGCUAUUCCAUAUAAGCAGUUUAGAGGCAGUUCGGUAUUUGGAUACAUUUUCUUCCAUGAAUCCGGACUCUAGUGGACGUGUUACUCUACAUGACUUUCUUCGAGUUCUUAGACUGAAGCCUUGCACUCUCUCUAAAGGGAUAUUCGGGUUCAUCGAUGUGGAGAAAGCUGGAUCAAUAACUUUCAGACAGUUCUUGUUUGCCUCGGCUCAUGUAUCGGCACAGCCACUUUUUCAGCAAACAUGCGAGCUAGCAUUUUCUCACUGUGACGCAGAUGGAGAUGGCUUUAUCUCCAUUCAAGAACUUGGAGACGCGCUGAAACUCACAAUACCAAACUCGAACAAGGACGAGAUACAAGGGAUGUACAUUUUGCUAGACGAGGACAAAGAUCAAAGAAUCAGCAAGGAUGACUUCUUGUCCUGCUUAAGAAGAAACCCUCUGCUCAUAGCUGUCUUUUCCCCUAUCUUGUCCCCAACAUAACACAGACAGAAAAAAAUAGCUGGCCAAGAUCUGUGAUUCUGUGCAAUGAUUCAACCCAUACCUUUGUGGUAUUCAUUAUCUACCUUUUUGUUUUUUGUUUUUUUUUUCUUUUUUCAGAUUGUAAAAAAAAAAUGUCAAAACUAAAGAUAGGGGCUGCUAUGUUUUUGGCCUAUCCCCUCCUCCGUGGAUUCCUCAUCCUGAGUUUUGGACUAUAACUGCGUGCCGUUUUGUACCCCAGAAAACGCUUUGGUGUUUGCUCCUCUAGUUCUGAGCAAGCUCUAUCUGUAUUUGUAUCAUCCGAAUUUCGAUUGUAUCAGUGGUUAUUUCUUUAUUUUUGACUUAUUUUA